Megalops cyprinoides (Indo-Pacific tarpon) is the source of this 975-nucleotide messenger RNA. It is a transcript of the gene ran, whose product is annotated as RAN, member RAS oncogene family. Bases 69 to 716 code for a protein of 215 amino acids. Lineage: Eukaryota; Metazoa; Chordata; Actinopteri; Elopiformes; Megalopidae. Gene Ontology annotation, biological process: protein import into nucleus; ribosomal subunit export from nucleus. The transcript has 7 exons. Gene Ontology annotation, cellular component: nucleus; cytoplasm. The record is from RefSeq and is a predicted model, not a curated record. Gene Ontology annotation, molecular function: GTPase activity; GTP binding.
CCGCCGCCAUUUGCUCUCUUCCCGUUCGUUUCAACGCCGGUACAUCACUAAUAUUGAGCGAUUCAACAAUGGCAGAAGGGGAGCCCCAGGUCCAGUUUAAGUUGGUGUUGGUGGGUGAUGGUGGCACAGGGAAGACCACCUUUGUGAAGAGACACUUAACAGGAGAGUUUGAGAAGAAAUAUGUUGCCACUCUGGGCGUGGAGGUACAUCCCCUGGUCUUCCACACCAACAGAGGCGCUAUCAAGUUCAAUGUGUGGGACACAGCCGGGCAGGAGAAAUUUGGGGGGCUAAGAGAUGGCUACUACAUACAAGCCCAGUGUGCGAUCAUCAUGUUCGACGUGACCUCGAGGGUCACCUACAAGAACGUGCCAAACUGGCACCGUGACCUGGUGCGCGUGUGCGAGAACAUUCCCAUCGUGCUCUGCGGCAACAAGGUGGACAUCAAGGACAGGAAAGUCAAGGCCAAGAGCAUUGUUUUCCACCGCAAGAAGAACCUGCAGUACUACGACAUCUCUGCGAAGAGCAACUACAACUUUGAGAAGCCUUUCCUGUGGUUGGCACGGAAACUGAUAGGAGACCCCAACCUGGAGUUUGUUGCCAUGCCUGCCCUCGCUCCCCCGGAGGUUGCCAUGGACCCCUCCCUUGCUGCUCAGUAUGAGCAUGACCUCAAAGUGGCAUCAGAAACAGCGCUCCCAGAUGAAGAUGAUGACCUCUAACCUGUGACCUUAUGACCUUUCUGGAUGGAGAGAGAGGUCCUCAGGUUGAGGUGUCUGUGGUUGACCUUUAACCUUUUACUGUAAAAUCCCAUUGCAGAUUAUUUUUAUUUUUAAACUGUUUUUUUUUUUGUUUGUUUUUGUGUUUCAACCUGAAAAUGUCAUGUUCUCACAUUUCACUGUAGACAUACAUCCACCAGAUACAGUGGACAUGCGCACAGUACAGAACAAGAGUCUCUAUCAUACAACUUGGACACAGUAU